Metopolophium dirhodum (rose-grain aphid) is the source of this 3902-nucleotide messenger RNA. RefSeq lists its product as uncharacterized. Bases 24 to 1466 code for a protein of 480 amino acids. NCBI's taxonomy places the organism in Eukaryota, Metazoa, Arthropoda, Insecta, Hemiptera, Aphididae. The transcript is spliced from 9 exons. The record is from RefSeq and is a predicted model, not a curated record.
UUAAAUUUAUUUAAAUUUUAGAAAUGCCUACGUUGUGUGCAGUGUUUGAGGGUUUUAACAAGACAACCAAUAAAAACCUUUCGUUUUAUCGUUUUCCCAAAGUUUGGAAAAAUUCUGCAUCUGAUAUUAAUGCACUUUUGUUGGCACAACGCAAGUCGUGGUUUAAUGCUCUACAUCGGUCUGAUGUAACAGAUAAACAACUAGAUCACAUGCGAAUUUGUUCACUUCAUUUUAAAAUGGGUAAACCAGCUCACUAUGGUGAUACAAAAAACUCUGAUUGGACUCCUACCUUAAAAAUGGGAUACAUUAAAAACAGAGGUAAAGCUACAACACCAAAUCUACUGAGGUAUAAACGGGCCGAAAAAAGAACAUUAUUUAGGCCAACAAAAUUAUUCGAAGAAUCACCGAAUAACAACCUCGAUGAUCAGCAUAAUGAAGAUGAAAAAUAUGAAGAUAUUAAUGAUGAAACAGGAAUUUCAUGCAAUACUGAACUCACGAUGGAUAAUAUUUCGGAAUUAAAACUUUUGAAAGAUAAGUGUGACCAAUUACAAAGGGAUGUAAAUUUUUUUAAUUUUUCAGAGAACUCUUUUUUAGAUAGGCCCACAAUGUUUACUUAUUAUGCUGGGUUAACAAUGGAUGUAUUUAAAUUAAUUUUAGAGUCAAUUAAACCAGGGCUAACAGCAUCAAAUCAGAGACUAACCGAGUUUCAGAAAUUAUUAUUAUGUUUAAUGAAACUGAGAUUAAAUUUGCCUUUUAAAGGCCUGGGUUUUAGGUUCAAUAUUACAUGUGCAACUGCAUCUAUGAUAUUCCGAAAAGUCAUCAUACUAGAGCACAUGUUUAAAAGACUAAUCUAUUGGCCAAAUAGGGAAGCUUUAAGAAGUACUAUGCCCCAAUCAUUUUUCAAUGUGUUUGGGAAUUCUGUUGCUGUAAUUUUAGACUGUUUUGAAAUUACAAUAGAGAAACCAUCUAACCUAAAAGCUAGGGCACAGUCCUGGUCUUCAUAUAAAAAUAAAAACACUGUUAAGUAUUUAAUUGCAACAACACCUCAAGGAAGUAUUUCUUUUAUAUCUGUAGGUUGGGGUGGACGAACCAGUGAUAAAUAUAUAACUGAUAAUAGUAACUUGUUAAAUAAAUUACUUCCAGGUGAUGUUGUAUUAGCUUUUCGAGGAUUUACAAUAAGUGAAAGUGUAGGAUUUCACUGUGCAACUUUGAAAACUCCAGGGUUUACAAAGGGUCUACCUCAAUUACAUCCUUGUACUAUAGAAGAAACCAGAAAAAUUGCUUCUGUACGUAUACAUGUAGAACGAGUAAUUGGUUUCACUCGUUCUAAAUUUAAAAUUCUCAAUGGUCCUGUUCAAAUUACUACCCUGAAAAACCAAGAUGAUAGAACAUGUCUUUUGGAUUCUAUUGUAACCGUUUGUUGUAUUUUGACAAAUAUGUGCAAUUCAGUUGUACCAGUAACUUGAAAUAAAGGCAUAAACAGUAAUAUUAUAAUAUAUUGUGUAAUUUUAUAAUUAGACAUAAAAAUUAGAACUAACUUAUUUUAUAUUUAAAUAAUUAGUUAUGACAAAAUAAUGUGACUUAUACUUACAAAAAAUAAUGAUAUAAUAAUAAUAAUAAUAAUGUUUACUGACACAGUGCACAUUUCCAAGUUUUUGUUGAAUGCUUACGUUUUAUUCCUAAACAGCUAUAAUGGUACCAACGAUUUGGACACCCUUCUUUUGUACACAUUAUCAUUUUCAAUUUAAAAAUAUUCUUAAGCUACCUUCGACCAUAUCACCACAGACGUCACAUGUGGCAGGAGGUGUUGAGAUGCAGCUCACGCAAUACCAUCCAUGGCCACAGUCCAACAGUAUGUAUUGCGCCUGGUCUGGUACAUAUUGUAAAUGGCGCAUACAUCCAAGGCACUGACUUCCAGUUGGAUCGAGUAAUGAAGUUAACAUGCAUUAUAUGGAUGGGCUGUGUUGUGGGAAAUUCUACUUUGCAAACUCCGCAUUUAUCUAAUCGAAUCGCAUACUCAUCACAGCACCAUCCGUGACCGCAAAGCACCAAAAUGUUGGCCGAAUUUACUUGGCUCCAACUUUCAAGGCAAAUAAAACAUCUGUCUAAAGGGUCACCUUUAGAAUAAAAAAUAUAAUUGUAUAUUACCGAGAAGAUGAUGAUCUUCAAUUAAUCCAAGGUUACCACCACCUGGUUGUUGGCGCACAUUUGGAUGCCGGACCAUUCCAUGAUUUUCUGGAACUGCUGCUACCCGUUGACAACCACGACCCCUCCUAGGUCUACCAGCUCCACGAAUGUGGAAUGGCGGCAAUACAGGUGGCAGAGGCUGAAGUCCAACCAUUGGUAGCUGUCCAGGAAUAAAAUCUUCGAGAAGGAUUUCUAUAAUUUCAUUUUAUUGUCAUUUAGUUUAUACACCCAAUUGAAUGUAUAUGGUACCUACUAUUAGCUAAAGGGCCUAUUAGAUACUCUUCUUAAAUAUGCCAUUGAUUCAUAGCGUAUGUUUCGUAGAGCAUCAGCCAAAAUGCAGUUAUUUGUGUCUCUGCUAGACACAAUAGAUCUUCAUAGCUUUAAAGUUUGAUUUAUUAAAAUUAAAAUUAAUUUCAAAAAUGUAAGCUAUAUAUAGUUAAUUGUCUCACUUGCUGGCUAUUGACUGUUUGUAACGUUUCCCUCCGUACUCUACUUUCAACCGAUCGCAAUCAAUCUGCAAAAAAUUAUAAAAACCAAUCAAAAUUCCAGCUAUUGUCAAUAUAUAUUUUUAUUAAAAAUCAAUUACCGUAAAAAGACCAGACUGGGGGAUGUAUGCCUAUGAAAACUUUCCACAAAAUUAGUACGUAUGUUUACACCGUAAACGGAAAACCCGUAUGGAAGUACUGUUGUCAACCGGUAUUGUCUGACAUAGUCCACUAACUGAACAAUACAGUUCAGUACGCCCAUACGUGUUGCCAAUCUUGUGAUUGCCAGAAAACCCCCAAGAAUGUGGAAGUCUUCUGGCAAUUCUGACAUCUGUUGUGGUGGCAAGUGUGGUAAAGACAUAAUCUAUAAAAAAAAAAUGUUAAUAUUAAUGUAAGAAUUUCUCAUAUCACUAGAUCCUAAUCCAUCAGUCAUUAAUUGUUAUUUCUUAUUACCAUUUUCAGUAUUAUGGCAGCAUGAUGGUUUUCACGGAAUAAUGUCACCAUGCCAUGGGUCUGGACAAAACGUAAAAUGCUCUGCAAACAAAUAGUGCCUUUGAGAAUAUAAUUUCUUUAUUGACUAAGAGACCGGAAUUCUAUGCAUUUGCAUGUUCAUACUGAGUGUAUGCACUUAUACGAGGGUUUGAAAAGCCGGCAAUUCAAAUCUUACUGAUUCCAUAGAUCAAAUUUAAUUUUGCAUAUAUUUCCAUAUUUGGAGGAAUUUUCAGUGUCAACACUCAACAUUAGUUUAAUACAGUGUUGAUAAACUACUGUUAUCUGACAAAAGAAAUUACAUUAAACAUUAAUUUCUUAAAGUUGUGGAAAAAUUUAACAUUCAUUUUUCAUUUUUUGGCUACACUACAAAUUCGAAAAAUGUUUCACAUUAAAGAAUCCAGAAAAAUACUAUACAAUAAUAAAAACAUUAAUGCACAAUUUGAUUAUUACCUGGCAAAAAUGGAACUAGCACCCAAUCAAUUGGCAUUCUGGAAUCACUAUUUGUAUUGCAUUUCGCACAUAUUACCAUAGUCCUAUGUAGACGUUUUCUGUUCUGCGAUUUAGUAAAGCAUAUACCACAGGAACUGACUUAAAUUACAAAUAUCUCUUACGACAUUGUCCAAGACAGCGUGGAUUGUGAUCAACUGCUCGGCAUCAGCAGGAACUCGCGGAAUGACACUAAAUGUGCCAUCAAUUGCCAAGACUCUUGCUUCACGCAGGUAUGGAGCAAUGCGUAGU